Molecule: messenger RNA, 3799 nt
Organism: Leptinotarsa decemlineata (Colorado potato beetle)
Lineage: Eukaryota; Metazoa; Arthropoda; Insecta; Coleoptera; Chrysomelidae
Gene: IleRS
Product: Isoleucyl-tRNA synthetase
Biological process (GO): isoleucyl-tRNA aminoacylation
Molecular function (GO): ATP binding; aminoacyl-tRNA deacylase activity; isoleucine-tRNA ligase activity
Source: RefSeq, a predicted model, not a curated record
GUUAGGUUAGGAUUGAGAGCCGUUGCCGUAUGGUUAAAACAUGAGCUAUUCUUGAAAAUUAUUGAAUUUUUAUACCUUUAACAUUUUAAAGAAACAUGACUGAAAAUAAGGGCGUGCAACAAAUCCCCCGAGUCUCAGAAAACAUUAGUUUUCCGGAUGAGGAAGAAAAAAUUUUGGCCUACUGGAAAAAGAUUAAAGCAUUUGAAACGUGUUUGAAGCAAUCAAAAGGAAAACCCAGAUUUUCCUUUUAUGAUGGUCCACCAUUUGCUACUGGUCUACCUCAUUAUGGGCAUAUCCUUGCUGGAACUAUCAAGGAUGUUGUUACUCGAUAUGCCCAUCAACAAGGGUACCAUGUAGAAAGAAGGUUUGGAUGGGACUGUCAUGGUCUCCCUGUGGAAUAUGAGAUUGAUAAAGCACUUGGAAUUAAGGGACCUGCUGAUGUAAUGAAGAUGGGAAUUGAUAAAUAUAAUGCAGAAUGUAGGAAAAUUGUUACUAGGUACAGUCACGAGUGGGAAAUUAUAAUUGGGAGAAUUGGAAGAUGGAUUGAUUUUAAAAAUGACUACAAAACUUUAUACCCAUGGUUUAUGGAAUCUGUUUGGUGGAUUUUCAAGCAACUUUAUGUGAAAGGUUUGGUGUAUCAAGGCAACAAGGUCAUGCCUUAUUCCACUGCAUGUAGUACACCUCUUUCAAAUUUUGAGUCGGGACAAAAUUACAAAGAUGUAGUUGACCCUGCUGUAACAGUCAGCCUUCCAUUGGUCGGAGACAAGGAAGGUGCUUCUUUAUUGGUAUGGACAACCACACCUUGGACUUUGCCAAGCAAUUUAGCAGCAUGUGUCAAUGGAGAUCUCAUUUAUGCUCGAUUCCAACACAUUGUUACAAAUAAAAUUUUCAUAAUGAUGGAAUGUCGCAUAGAAACCAUUUUUCAACCUGACGAUUACAAAAUAUUAGAAACAUUUCCUGGUCACAAGCUUAAGGGCCUUCGAUAUGAACCUCCUUUUAAUUUCUAUGAAAAUUUCAAGUCAAAUGCUUUUCAAGUACUAGUAGAUGAUUAUGUAACAGCAGAAUCAGGUACAGGGAUUGUACAUCAAGCCCCUUACUUUGGCGAAGAUGAUUAUAGAGUAUGUUUGGCCGCGGGUAUCAUUACAAAGGAUCAGGAACCAAUUUGUCCGGUGGAUGAUUCCGGGUGUUUCAUGAAUCCCGUUGUGGACUUUCAGGGACAGUAUGUGAAAGAUGCUGAUAAAAACAUUAUAGCUAAGCUGAAAGAAAAGGAUAAACUAGUGUUUCAGUCCCAGGUAAAACACAGUUAUCCGUACUGUUGGAGAUCUGACACUCCUUUAAUCUAUCGUGCUGUACCAUCUUGGUUUAUCAGAGUGGAACACAUGCAAGAGGCCCUGCAACAAUCGGCUAGGACAACUUACUGGGUUCCUGAUUUUGUAAAAGAUAAGAGAUUUGGGAAUUGGCUUCGAGAAGCUAGAGAUUGGGCCAUAAGCAGAAAUCGUUAUUGGGGCACUCCAAUACCGAUUUGGAUGUCCCCAAAUGGAGAUGAAGUUAUUUGUAUUGGCAGCAUAUCUGAAUUGGAAGAAUUCAGCGGAAAGAAAGUGAUAGAUUUGCACAGGGAGAGUAUCGAUGAUAUUGAAAUUCCUAGUAGAAUUCCAGGUAACCCUCCUCUACGAAGAAUAUCUGAAGUGUUUGAUUGUUGGUUCGAAUCUGGAUCAAUGCCUUACGCUCAGCUACACUACCCUUUUGAGCACUCCAAAGAUUUCGAAGAAUCAUUUCCUGCAGACUUCAUCGCCGAAGGGAUAGAUCAAACUCGUGGUUGGUUUUACACCCUAAUUGUCAUUUCAACAGCACUGUUUGGUAAGGCUCCCUUCAAAAACCUAAUUGCAAAUGGACUUGUGUUGGCCAGCGAUGGACAGAAGAUGUCCAAGCGAAAACAGAACUACCCCGAUCCUUUAGAAAUUGUGAACAAAUAUGGUGCUGAUGCUUUGAGGCUGUAUUUGAUCAACUCUCCUGUGGUUAGAGCAGAGAACCUGAGAUUCAAGGAAGAGGGUGUGCGGGAUAUUGUAAAAGAUGUUUUUCUGCCUUGGUAUAAUGCUUUCAGGUUCCUGUUCCAAAACUUUGAAAUCUAUGUCCAGAAUAAUAAUAAAGUAUUGAGGUGUGAUGAAAGGAGUGUAAGCAGUGAUAACAUUAUGGACAAAUGGAUAUUAUCCUUCACCCAGUCACUCCUGCUGUACAUUCGCAAGGAAAUGGAGCUUUAUCAUUUGUACAAUGUUAUACCCAGGCUCACAAAGUACUUUGAUUAUCUUACCAACUGGUACGUUCGCAUGAAUAGAAAACGAUUGAAGGGGGAAGGCGGUGAAAGGGACUCCAAAGCCGCGUUGACCACUCUGUUCAAUAUUCUUUUGAACAUUGUAAAAAUGAUGGCCCCAUUUGCACCAUUUCUUUCUGAAACUAUGUAUCAAUUCCUCAAACAGCUUUUAGACACAAAAGCAGAUAGUGUUCAUUACUUGAUGUUACCUGAACCUAAUCAAGAGUUGAUAGAUACCAAUAUAGAACGUGCUGUGUCCCGUAUGCAAACAGUUAUUGAACUUGGGAGGGUAGUAAGAGAUAGGAAAACCAUUCCGAUAAAAUAUCCAUUGCCAGAGAUCAUCAUUGUUCAUAGAGAGCAGCAGUAUCUAGAUGAUAUACACUCUUUGCAGGAGUAUAUAUUAUCGGAAUUGAACAUUAGGAAGAUAAGCAGUACCACAGAUAAAAGCAAAUUUGGUAUAACUCUCAGGGCGGAGCCUGAUCACAAAAUACUGGGAGCUAGGCUUAAGCAGGAGUUCAAAGCAGUGACGCAAGGCCUAAAAUCUCUAACAGACAACGAAAUUAAUGAAAUGGUGGAGAAAGGUCACAGAGUUAUUGCAGGUCAGCGUAUUGAAACAUCUGAAGUCCGUUUAAUCUUCAAGUCUGAGAGUUUGAAUACUGAUCAGUAUGAGGUGCACUCUGACAAUGAUGUUCUGAUAUUGUUGGACGUGACACCAGACUCUUCAAUGCAAGAUGAAGGCAUUGCUAGAGAGAUCAUCAAUCGAGUGCAGAAGCUGCGGAAGAAGGCUCAUCUGGUACCCACUGAUGAGAUAUCUGUUUUUUAUGAAGCCAAUGGAGAGUUGGAUAGGGUGGCAAAGGAUUUCACUGAAUUUAUUGAGAGCACUCUUAAAACCCACUUUAGAAAAAUAGAUGAACGGAAAUCUUCAGAUCAGAUUAUCAUUGAGGAACACCAAAAACUCAAGACUUCUGAUAUUCACAUUAUUUUAACUAAAACUUCUGAUACUGAGCAACCAGAAGGUAGAUGGGUGAAUGUUCAAUUGUUGGAAAAGAAAUCUAGGUACUGCAGAGGUUCUACGAAGGGUACCAUAUUAUUGGAAGUUGGAAAUAAAGUCCUGACUUUGAACGAGUUGAAAGAGGAAAUAUCAAGUCUGUUCGGUAUAGAUAACUAUGAUUUAUGGGUGAAAAAUGUAAUACUUAUCAACGACCACCAGCUUCAAGUUUUGAAUGGUGAAACAGUAUAUAUUACACCUGUUGGCAAACAGUUGUCGCUGCCUCAAAGUACAUACAUACCUUUUUGCAAAGUUUUCAAUUUCAAUGAAAGCGGUGUCAAAGGAACUAUCUUUUUGGAGAAUCCUUUAGGUAUUUCAACUAAUUGUGAUCACAAAAAUAUGGUAAAGGCUUGGUCUAAGAGUAAAUGAUUAAAAUUUUUUUAGAAAAAAAUUAAUUAUUUAUUGUAUGAAUUUUGUAAUACAUUGACAAUUUCAUGUUUGAA